UGGCAAAAGCUAUUCGCUUACGCGAUCUUACGAAAUGUCGUUGAAAUUUAGUCUAAUUUUUGCCCUCUGCUUGGCGGCAGUGGCCGUAAGCCAUGCUGAACGUGCGCGUUAUGACAACUAUCGGGUGUACCGUGUGACCGCAUCCGAUGCCAAUGAAUUGGCUUUCUUGAAAGAGAUGGAAGACUCAAGUGACUCUCUGAUCUUCAUGGAAGGUGUACACUCUGUGGAUCGUGAUAUUGAAGUGGUCGUAGCGCCCCACAAGUUACCCGACUUCCUGAGAUCUUUGGAUGACAAAGAGAUCGAUUAUGUGCUGGUGGAGAAGAACUUGCAAGCACAAUUAGAUGAUGAUGAUGAAGUUCAAAUUAAGGGACGUGCCAAGGCUUACGGUUGGACUGAAUAUCAAACACUAGAUGAAACCUACAGUUGGUUGGUAUCAUUGACGAAAGCCUAUCCAGGCAUUGUGUCCGUAAUUGAUGGUGGCAAGUCCUAUGAGAAGCGUACCAUUUUGGGUAUUAAGAUUUCCUUCAGCAAAGGAAAAGUGCAGAAACCUGGUAUCUUCAUUGAGGCUGGUAUGCAUGCACGUGAAUGGAUUGCACCAGCAACAACUACCUACAUCAUCAAUCAAUUGUUGACAUCUAAGGAUGCGGCUAUACAAGAUUUGGCACAGAAUUACGAUUGGUACAUCGUGCCACAUGCCAAUCCUGAUGGUUAUGUCUACACUCACACUACCGAUCGUAUGUGGCGUAAGACACGUCAACCACAUGGCACAUGCUAUGGCGCCGAUCCGAAUCGUAAUUGGGACUUCCACUGGGGUACUGUUGGUAUUAGCAAAAACCCCUGCUCUGACACAUACGCCGGUCCAAGUGCAUUCUCCGAAAUUGAAGCUAAAUCAUUGGCCAACUAUCUGAAAACACUUAAUGGCAAAAUUCAAUUGUACAUCUCAUUCCAUUCCUUCUCUCAAUAUGUGUUGUAUCCUUAUGGUCACACCUCCGAGUUACCUGAGAAUGCCGCUGAUUACAAACGUGUCUUCGAUGUUACUGUGAACGCUAUCAAGCAACGUUAUGGUACCAAAUAUACUGGUGGUAAUAUCUACGAUGCUAUUUACCCAGCUUCUGGCGCUAGUGUGGAUUGGGCUUUCGCCAAUAUCGGCUCUCGCAUGGCAUUCUGCCUCGAAUUGCGUCCGGGUCCAAAUGCUUUAAUUCCAGGCUUCAAACUGCCAGCUAAUAAAAUUCUACCCACCGCUGAGGAAACUCUGGAUGGCGUUAUCGCUAUGGUUAACGAGGUUAAGGCUUUGGGUUAUUUUAAGUGAUCUAACGAAUACCAUUAAAUGACUACAUACUAAAUAUAAAAUUACCACAAA
Zeugodacus cucurbitae (melon fly) is the source of this 1360-nucleotide messenger RNA. RefSeq names its product zinc carboxypeptidase A 1. Lineage: Eukaryota; Metazoa; Arthropoda; Insecta; Diptera; Tephritidae. The record is from RefSeq and is a predicted model, not a curated record. Gene Ontology annotation, biological process: proteolysis. The coding region runs from base 35 to 1309 and encodes 424 amino acids. The transcript has a single exon. Gene Ontology annotation, molecular function: zinc ion binding; metallocarboxypeptidase activity.